Messenger RNA from Drosophila hydei, 1729 nucleotides. RefSeq names its product aldehyde dehydrogenase, mitochondrial-like. The transcript has a single exon. The record is from RefSeq and is a predicted model, not a curated record. Lineage: Eukaryota; Metazoa; Arthropoda; Insecta; Diptera; Drosophilidae. Gene Ontology annotation, molecular function: aldehyde dehydrogenase (NAD+) activity. Bases 89 to 1630 code for a protein of 513 amino acids.
UUCGAUCAGUUUUACAUUAUUUUUAACAAACGUCGGAAACAAAAUUUAAGUUUACUUUUUAUAUAUUUUUUUUUCAAAAUUAUAAGAAAUGUUCCGUUCUUCUUCGGGUCUGCGGCGUCUGAUAUGCGUUAAAAGUCUCACGCGUACCUGUACAGGCCGAUCUCCCAGGUGUCCGAAAAUUAAAAAGACGGGCAUUUUUAUCAACAAUCAGUGGUGCACUAGCAAAUCGGGCGAAACUUUUGAGACCAUAAAUCCUGCCACUGAGGACACAAUUACUUCUGUUGCGCGAGGAGGCUGCGAGGAGAUAGAUCUAGCUGUGGAAGCAGCUCAAGAGGCGUUCUUAUUGGGCUCGCCAUGGCGUCGCAUGGAUGCCUCGGACAGAGGGCGACUGAUGAAUCGCCUGGCUGAUCUCAUAGAACGUGACAUCGACUACUUGGCCAGCUUGGAGACACUCGAUAAUGGCAAGCCCUUUGCCAUCUCCAAGGCAGUGGACUUGCCUCUGACUAUUAAGCAUCUGCGAUACUAUGCCGGCUGGGCAGACAAGAUUCACGGCAAAACCAUUGCCGCCGACGGUGACUUCUUUUGCUAUACGCGGCACGAGCCAGUUGGUGUGUGCGGCCAAAUUAUACCCUGGAACUUUCCCCUUCUGAUGCUGGCCUGGAAAUUGGGACCAGCUCUGGCAACGGGCAACACAAUUAUUCUGAAGCCAGCCGAGCAGACGCCGCUGACGGCUCUGUACGUUGCACAUCUGAUUGAGAAAGCAGGCUUCCCGCCAGGCGUAGUGAACAUAGUGCCUGGCUAUGGUGAUAUUGGCGCCUAUCUAGCCCAACAUUCUGGUGUCGACAAAAUCGCCUUCACGGGCUCCACGGCCGUGGGCAAACAAAUCCAAAAGGCUGCUGGUGAAGAAAACCUGAAGCGAGUGACUCUCGAGUUGGGUGGCAAAUCGCCAAACAUAGUUCUAGAUGAUGCUGACCUGGAGUAUGCUGUGGAGACGUCCCACUUUGGUCUAUUCUUCAACAUGGGUCAAUGCUGUUGCGCCGCUUCACGCACCUAUGUUCAGGAUGCGAUAUACGACGAUUUUGUGGAACGCAGUGCGCAGCGCGCCAAGAAACGCGUUGUGGGUGAUCCCUUCGAUAUGGAGACAGAGCAGGGCCCACAGAUCAGCGAGAAGCAGAUGAAGAAGAUCUUGAAGCUAAUCAAAACGGGCAAAAAGCAGGGAGCUAAGCUUGUCGCCGGAGGUGAACGAGCUGAACAAUCGGGUUACUUUGUGCAGCCCACAGUCUUCGCUGAUGUCAAGGACAACAUGACCAUUGCUAAGAAGGAGAUCUUCGGACCUGUGCAGCAGAUAAUGCGCUUUAAGGACCUGGAGGAGGUAGUCGAGCGUGCCAAUAACUCAGAAUACGGCCUGGCCGCAUCAGUUUUCACCAAAGACCUGGACAAGGCCAACUUUCUGGUCAACAGUCUGCGCGCUGGCACCGUUUGGGUCAACACGUAUAAUGUGCUUGGUGCACACACGCCCUUCGGAGGCUACAAGAUGUCCGGCUGCGGGCGUGAGAACAGCGAAUAUGCGCUAUCAAAUUAUACCGAAGUUAAGAGUGUUAUUGUCAAAGUGUUAGAGAAAAACUCCUAAGUGUGACUUACAGGUUUUAGAAGACAGACUGCAAUAUUUAUUGUAUCUUAUUACGGACGCUUUAUACCAAUUGAAUAAAUUUUACUUUGAGAGAUCGAA